This is a messenger RNA of Paramecium octaurelia, 1723 nucleotides long. NCBI's taxonomy places the organism in Eukaryota, Ciliophora, Oligohymenophorea, Peniculida, Parameciidae. The record is from the annotation of a GenBank genome assembly.
AUGCUUGAUUAUAUCAAAGAAAAGAGUGAUAUCAUCAUUACAAAAUAAUAAUCAAUGAAUUCAGUUUAUUAAAGUAGUGAAUCUAGUCCAAAAAAUUUAUUGGGGAACAAAAAGAGAUAAAGAUUUCCAACCAUUUCGAAUGCUUAAUUAAAAUCUGCCAUUGAAUCGAAUUAUUUGGAACCAGAUCAAAAGCACAAUAUCAUUAGAAAUCCUAAUUUAUUAACAGUAUUUCAGAUGCAAUUUGAUAUUUACUCUCCAAGAACUCAAGCUGCUAUGGAAAUGCUUAAAAUAGAAGCUGAUGAUCUCAAUGUUGAAGAGUAUGCAGAUUUUUAUUAAAAGAAGCAAAAUCCUCUUUAGAAUCUUAUCUAAUAUUUACUAUACGUUACAAACAAAUAUAAAAUAUUGAAUGAUCUUCUAAAAAGAAGGAAUCAGAUAAAGCAUAUUUAAUCUUAAGUUACAAAACAAAUAAAUUCAAAGAAUAUUAAAUUUAAAGAUGAAUCUUUGAUUGCCGAGUAAUCUGAAUCAAGGAAAACUCAGAGAGAAGAUCAAUAAACAUCUGUUAUUCUUAGUGCCAACCAAAGAAAGGAAUUAUUCAAUAAAAAAGUUAAUAAGGAAUCUGAAAAUUAUAAUAAGUAAUUAUUAUAAUUAGUAGUUUUAGAUUUCUAAAUAUUGUUUAGGAUUAAAUAAAUAAGUAGGAAGAAUAUUAUAGUAAGACAGCCCCUGAAAUCUACUAAAAAGCAGAGCAAAACAAAUAAAAGUAAUUGGAUUAAAUAAGAAAGAAAUUAAGAAGGAAGAAUUUAAAAGUAGAUUAGAUAUGCCAAAAAAAUAAAUAUGAAGAGUAAUUAUAGUAUAGAGAACAUAAGAAGGUAAUUUAGGAAUUAGAAAAAGAUCUGAAUAUACAUUUUGAAAGAAAAUAAAAGUAGCUCUUAUAAUCAUAAGAUGUAUAAGUGGAGUUAUUAAAAAAGAAAGAAGAAAAGGAAAGAGAAAGAUAAUUGAAGAGAUAAAUGUAAAUAAGCUAAGAAUAGAGCAUGAUUGAAUAAGUGAUGGAUUCUAUGAAAAAGAAAUCGGAUUAUUUAAAUGAUUAUUUACAGAGAAAAUAAAUGGAGGAUCGAAAAAAAUAAUAAUAAAGUUUAAAGAUGUUUGAAGAGAAAUAGAAAAAAUUAUAAGAAUCUUAUACUUAAAAGGAAAAUAAAAAUGUUCAAAUGUAUUUUAGUAAAUCAACAUAAAGAUAAGUAAUUUUAAAUUUAAAAACUUAAGAUCUAACUUAAUAAGCAUGAAAUUUCUCAAAUCAAACAAUAAAAAAGCUUAUCUAUGAAAAACAGUAGGAUUAUGAAAAAAUAUGAGUAGUAUUAGGUUUCCUUGGAUUAAAAAAGAUCUGAUUCUCUUAUUUCAAAACUUCAAGAAGCUGAUGAUAAACUUGUGGGUGGUUUGAAAAGGUAUUGCAGAUGAUAUCCUAAUUAGACAUUAAUCCUUAUUAGAUUUAAGAAAGUAGAAUCUAUGUGAAAAAAAUGAGCAUCGUUUUAAAUUAGCUAAAUAAAAAUAAAUGGAAAAUAUGCUGGAGAAAAUACAUAAAUAAAAUAAAAUUUUAGAAAAAAAUCUUGAGAUUUCUCAAAAAAAUGAUAAAAACAAAUAGGAUUUAGAAUUUCUUGAGAAAUACAAAAAAGAAAUAAUGUUAAAUAAAGUUAUAUAAAGAAACUAAAUGAUAUAGAAAUUAUAAUCUUGA